CUGGAGCUGGCGCGGCCGUCCCCUCCCCCACCCCUGCCGCGGGAGGGGAACCGGCAGCCGUGGCUGCUGGGGCCGACGGGGUGGGUCGUCGUCAUGGAAUACCCGUGGGAUGAUCUGACCCUGGCCUUCUCCCGCACAUCCAUGUUCCCCUUUUUUGACGUCGCCCACUACCUGGUGUCGGUGAUGGCGCUGAGGCAGCGGCCAGGAGCCGCGGCAGUGGCGUGGAGCAAUCCCGUGUCCAGCUGGUUGAGUGCUAUGCUCCACUGCUUUGGUGGAGGAAUUUUGUCCUGUGUACUGCUUGCAGAGCCUCCAGUGAAGUUCCUUACAAACCACACGAAUAUUUUACUGGCUUCUUCAAUCUGGUAUAUUGUAUUUUUUUGCCCACGUGACCUAGUUUCCCAGGGCUAUUCAUAUCUACCUAUUCAGCUCCUGGCUGCGGGAAUGAAGGAAGUGACCAGAACUUGGAAAAUAGUAGGUGGAGUCACACAUGCUAAUAGCUAUUACAAAAAUGGCUGGAUAGUCAUGAUAGCUAUUGGAUGGGCCCGAGGUGCAGGGGGUGUUAUUGUCACAUCUUGUGAACAGUUGCUAAAAGGAGAUUGGAAACCAAAAGGUGAUGAGUGGCUGAAGAUGUCCUUCCCCUCCAAGGUGACGCUGCUGGGGUCAAUCAUCUUCACUUUCCAGCAGACCAAGCAUCUGGCAGUGUCAAAGCAUGAUCUCAUGUUCCUUUACACCUUCUUUCUCGUGACCAUAAAGGUAACUAUGAUGGUGACAAAGGAUUCCACUGUGACUCUUGCUCCCUUUGAGGAUACCUUGAGCCGGAUGCUGUUUGGCUGGCAGCAGCAGUUUUCAAUGAGUGAAAAGCAAACGGAAUCAAAACCGUCUUCCAAUGGUACUACCUCGUCAGCAUCCAAGCCCACCAUAGAGGAUCUGGAUGAUGCUAAGAGGCUUGCCAAGAAAGAAGACUGACGAUUUUGCCUGAGCUUAGGAGGCAAACGGGGAAGAGUUACUUAUCUGAGUUAGAGUGUGGUCGUGUUUCUACGUAAAUGACGUGAUGUAGGCUUCUCUGGGAGGAUAGGGGAGACAGGAAGGAAGAGAUGCUUUGCUUCAGGUACACCGCUCUGUCGAUAGUAACUCUUGGGGUCACGAGUGUAUCAUGUGAAUUUAUUUUUCUGGUGUAAGAGAUUCUCAUAAUUAUUUGAAUAGUUUUAUAUAGAUAAAACGAUACUUUUUUAAAUGGUAGAAAACUUUUGUUCACUUGUUACUACAAAAUUCUAAGACUUUCACACUUAUAAAAUUCAGUAUUUUUGUCACUUUUUGAAUGAUUCUAAUUGUGUUUUAAUUCUGUAGAAUUAAACUUUUACUUUAUAUUUCCAGUAUAAUUCCUGUAUAUAGAGGACAGUUCCUAUUUAAAUUUGAACAUGGAGAACUUUUGCUAACUAAUUUUUAACUGAAAAUAAACCGAUAGUGUAUAUUUGGUGUAUACAUUUGUUUUUAUAUAUCUUACUCACAUUAAAAAUACCUGAAAUUUAAUUUAUUUUAAAGUAUUAUUUUUCAGUGAGACCACACUGUUAAUUUGAGUCUCAGUUUGAAGUUUUUUCAUGCUCUUGUUUUAAGAACUACUUUCUCCUCAGGAAAGCAGGGUUACAAUUUGUGUGUAUCUUUCUUUUUGCAACAACAGUCUCACUCUGUAGCCUAGACUGGCCUCAAUCUCCUCCUACCUCGGCCUCCCAAGUGCUGGGAUUAUGAGCACAGGCCACCAUGCCAGGCCAGGGUGUCAAAUGUCCUAUGUUCCUCCUGACUCAGUUGGUCUGAAUAUGCAUGUCUCAGUGACUUCAAUAAAAAGUAUUGUCAUGGCUGACAAUGUCUCCUGCCCCUCUCUUCUGUGACCACUGCUUCAGGUGUUCACUUGACUGUCUGUUGUGGGUUUGCACAUGGUGUUUUUGUUGAAUCGACAUGGACACGUAUUGCUAGUUUUAUCUUCAGUGAAAACCACUUUUAUGUGAACAUGCUCAUCUCCCAUGAGAACUGCCUGUGCACAUUUGAUUUCAACCACAGAACCUAACCUCACAUGCUAGACUACUUGAAUGAAGUAAUACAACAUGAAAUCUGGUUUCUCAUCGACAAAAUAAAAAGAAAACAAGAAAAUGUAUUAUAUGAUAGAUUUAUUUGCUUUAUUUGGUGUUAAAGUCCUGUUAUAACAUUACACUUCUGUGGUCUGACUUUUUAUACCAAGAAUAGGAACCUGUCACCUAUAUUCGGUAUUUCUGAUUGGCUAAGAAACACUUAAAUGAUAUUCAAGAUGUAAAGUUUUCCUUUUUAAUUUUUAACAAAUAUGCACACUAGCAGGCUCUAUACUUUUACUUGCUUAAGAAAAAGAUUUUGGUUGGGGCACUUUUGAUAACCUUGGUAUUAGAAAAUGUUUAUUUUUAAUAUUGUGACAGAAAGCACAGAAUUGAAUUCUGCAUUAUAUAUUUGAUAAUCUGUAGUCAGGAACCUUGCAAAAUGAACAUGUUAUUAUUGGUCGGUUCUGAAGUUUGAAUUUAGCUGUAGUUAAAACAGUAAGAAUCUUGUUUUACAUUUGUGUUAAAAAACAAAUUCAUUAAAAUAAGUACUUUCGCACUA
Messenger RNA from Peromyscus maniculatus bairdii (prairie deer mouse), 2622 nucleotides. It is a transcript of the gene Tmem38b, whose product is annotated as transmembrane protein 38B. Gene Ontology annotation, biological process: potassium ion transmembrane transport. The record is from RefSeq and is a predicted model, not a curated record. Gene Ontology annotation, cellular component: membrane. Gene Ontology annotation, molecular function: potassium channel activity; identical protein binding. NCBI's taxonomy places the organism in Eukaryota, Metazoa, Chordata, Mammalia, Rodentia, Cricetidae.